AUGGCUUUGAAAGCUUUUUCUCUUCUCUCGUUGACUCCCCUCCUCCUCCUCCUCUUCCCUCUCCUUUCUCAUGCAACUAAUUCACCAAAGUCGCAUGAAAAAAAAUCUUCACCCUUGGAGUUUCUCAAGCACCUUCAAGGAUGUCAGCUGGGUGAAAAUAUCGAAGGCAUCCACGACCUCAAAAAAUACCUCGAACAAUUUGGUUAUCUAAGCUAUAGCCAUUCCAAAAAUCAAACCCAUGCCAACAGCGACGAUUUUGACGAACUCUUGGAAUCGGCCAUCAAAACAUACCAACUCAAUUACCAUCUGAAUGCGAGUGGCAUUUUGGAUGAGAAAACAGUAUCAAAGAUGAUGAUGCCUCGCUGCGGCGUGGCAGACAUCAUCAAUGGUACAAAUAGGAUGCGUCCGGGGAAGAAGAGGCAUCACAACGGACAUGGCUCGUUGCAUGAUGUCUCUCUCUUUUCUUACUUCCCCAACAACCCAAAGUGGCCGCCCUCCAAGUAUCACCUCACCUAUGGGUUUCUCGCUGGCACCCCGACUGCAGCCAAGAGGCCCGUUGCAGAAGCCUUCCAGAAAUGGGCCUCACGCACGCACUUCACCUUCUCACGGGCUCGAGGCGUCUCAAACGCGGAUAUCAAAAUUGGUUUUGGUCGUGGGGAUCAUGGAGACGGGUCCCCUUUUGAUGGAGCCGGUGGCACCCUGGCCCAUGCUUUUCCACCAACUGAUGGGAGAUUCCAUUAUGAUGGAGAUGAGAAAUGGAGUGUGGGUGCAGUGUCAGGUGCAUUUGACUUGCAGACAGUUGCCUUGCAUGAAAUCGGGCAUCUUCUUGGACUGGAUCAUAGCGAAAUUGUGGGAGCUAUCAUGUAUGCCUACAUCAAUGAAGGAGAGACCAAAGGUCUGCAUGCCGACGAUAUUCAAGGAAUUAAAUCCUUAUAUAACGUUUGA
Molecule: messenger RNA, 945 nt
Organism: Corylus avellana
Lineage: Eukaryota; Viridiplantae; Streptophyta; Magnoliopsida; Fagales; Betulaceae
Source: RefSeq, a predicted model, not a curated record